Molecule: messenger RNA, 1112 nt
Organism: Cydia strobilella
Lineage: Eukaryota; Metazoa; Arthropoda; Insecta; Lepidoptera; Tortricidae
Product: zinc finger protein 726-like
Exons: 3
Coding region: 47-1063 (338 amino acids)
Biological process (GO): regulation of gene expression
Cellular component (GO): nucleus
Source: RefSeq, a predicted model, not a curated record
UGAACUUGAAGUCGAAUUGGCGGCCGAGGACAGGACGAGUGAUGACAUGUCAAACACCGAUCCGUUGUUAAACGUGGAGGUGGUCAUAAAGAGGGAACCUCCAGAAGAAGCGCGUUCAAGCGUUGACUUGGCAGGCCGGGACGAUCACGAGCAGCCCCCGUCGAGCUUAAGUGUGAACGAGCCACGGCCGGGGGAACAUUUCCUGUUGGGCGUGGAUGGUGCAAGCACUAUAAGUGGCUGCGAGCAGUCAGAUGACACAACCACACCCGCGGAGCGCGAACCAGAAACCGCGAAACCAGAUACAGCGAAGAAAAUGCACCCCUGCAAAAUAUGUGGGAAAGAAUUUACAUUUCCAGGCUCCUUACGGAGGCAUAUAAGACUUCACAAUGGCGAAAAACUUCAUACGUGUGUCGUAUGUGAAAAAUCAUUCUCACAAUCGUGUCAUUUACAAGAACAUAAAUUAAUUCACACAGGAAUCAAACCAUACUCCUGCGAGACAUGCAAAAAGAGCUUCACACACAAAAACAGUUUAACACAACACAUAAGAUUACAUAACGUAAAACGAGAUAGGCCGUACGUCUGCGAAGUCUGCAAUAAGAAUUUCGCGCGCUUAAGCGCUUUGAAGACUCAUGAACGAAUACACACUGGAGAAAAACCGUAUGCUUGUGAAAUAUGUUACAAGGCGUUUACGUUGCCAGAAGGCUUAAGGCGCCAUAAGUUUACCCACACUGAUGAAAAGCCUUUCUCGUGCGAAAUAUGCCAUAAGAAAUUUUCAGACACCGGUGACUUAAAGAGACAUUCGAGAACUCAUACUGGGGAGAAACCGUACUCAUGCGAAAUAUGUGAAAAAAAGUUUGCGCAAUUAAGUAAUUUAAAUCAACACAUACUAAUACAUACCGGCGCUAAACGACACGUGUGUGAAGUAUGCCAGAGAAGGUUUACGAAGUCGAGUCACUUGAAAGUACAUAUGCGGCUUCACCCGGCACUCGGCACUCUCGGCAGUCACUCAGAUACUCCAGUGACAUGCGUAAUUGAAAGUAAUUUAGACGAAGACGGGUCAUAAUAUAAAUUGAAAACCGUGCCAAAGAGAAACAGGCUGCCCCGACCCCGAG